Camelina sativa (false flax) is the source of this 1933-nucleotide messenger RNA. The record is from RefSeq and is a predicted model, not a curated record. Lineage: Eukaryota; Viridiplantae; Streptophyta; Magnoliopsida; Brassicales; Brassicaceae.
UCAGUUUCCCAUUGUUAGCCGUUCCCUUUCAUUUUCCUCUUCUCGAUCAAAACUCUUCAUAAGCAAGAAAUAUACUUGUGUAUCCCAUAGAUAGAAAAGUUUCUGUCUUUUACGUAUACGGUAUAAUACCUAUCUUUUUCAUCUCUUUUGUGUUCAUACGACUCAUCUAAUCUUCCACUGAUUUUGAUAUCUCUCAUCUGCUCCAAAACCCAUUAUAGGGUUUCUUCAUACAAUCUACUCUCUUGCCCAAGAAAACAAAUCUUCCCUUUUUCUGCAAACGAAAGAAAAAGUCUUCACUCUUUCAUUCAUUAUCAUAGCAUCUAACUUUUCUUAAUUUACCUUUAGAAUUUUCUUGUGCCUUUUUUGUGUAUAUGAGUGGUUACACAGUUAAGAUACACCCAAAAUCCUCAAACUAACCAAAGAGAAAAGCAAAACAGAGGAGAUAUGAAUUGUAUGUUCUUGUUCAAGUCCAAGAAACCUAAAUCUAGAAGUAAUCUUGAGAAGGAUCAUAAAAACUCAAGAUUCGAAAAGUCAGCUCCGGAAUUAACUAAGAGAAGAUCGUCGUCAUCGUCGUUCAAUCUUCCAACACCAAGAUCUCUGCCAACUCCAGCGAGUGUUAAAGACUUAUACACACAGAGAGAACAAAAAGAAAAUACAAAUCAAAAUCUGAGGGUUUUCUCUUACAAGGAACUAAGUGACGCCACGUGUGGGUUUAGCAGAACGCUAAAGAUCGGACAAGGUGGCUUUGGUAGUGUUUAUCAAGCCACUAUUGACAACCCCACCGGAGCAGAUUCUCAUUCUCCUCCACUUGUCGUCGCCGUUAAGAAACUCAAUCGACAGAGUCUACAGGGUCAUAAGCAAUGGCUAGCAGAGGUUCAGUUGUUAGGCGUAGUGAAUCACCCAAACGUAGUGAGGCUCUUAGGGUAUUGCGCAGAGGACAGAGAGAGGCUUUUGGUUUACGAGCUGAUGUCUAAUCGCAGCUUAGAAGAGCAUCUCUUCACUCGAAAAACCUUAACGUUGUCAUGGAAACAAAGGCUUGAGAUCAUGCUUGGUGCAGCUCAAGGAUUGGCUUAUUUGCACGAAAUCCAGGUAAUAUAUAGAGACUUCAAAUCAUCAAAUGUGCUUUUAAGCGAUGACUUUCAUCCGAAGUUAUCGGACUUUGGUCUCGCUAGAGAAGGUCCAGAAGGAGACAACACUCACGUUACAACUGCGAGAGUUGGAACAGACGGCUAUGCAGCCCCCGAGUAUGUAUUAACCGGUCAUCUCAAGACGCAUUGCGAUGUCUACAGCUUUGGAGUUGUCCUGUAUGAGAUCAUCACUGGUCGUCGAACAAUGGAACGAAUGAAACCUUUGGCUGAGCAAAAGCUUCUAGAAUGGGUCAAAAAGUAUCCUGCUGAUAGCAAAAGCUUCAAAAUGAUCAUUGACUCGAAGCUAUGCAACAAAUAUCCAAUUAAGAUGGUUAGUAGAGUGGCCAAAUUAGCUGAUCACUGUCUGAAAAAGAACGAUAAAGAGAGACCCACCAUGGCCUUUGUAGUUGAGACUCUUAGGAAGAUCAUUGAGGACUCAGACUCUGUAGGUAUGAGAAGUUCAGUUGAAAAAUCGACGAGAGAGGAAGGGGUUAGUUAGUGUUAGAGCCUAGAGGUUUAACUUCUUAGAAAAGAGCAGAGAAUACUUAUGUUCCCAAACAAUGCCGUUUAACGUGCAAAUACAUAUGAGCUGUGUGGAAAAGCCCAAAGUAUUAAGCCCAUCAACGAGAGACAUUGUUUUGGUCUUGUACUUAGGGGGAUGGUUAACCCAUAAAAUAUGAUUCUGAAAACAAAAUUGUGAUCACAACUAAGGAAGAGAUGGAUGUAUUCUAAAAAUUUGUAAUACAACCAAAGUUCAAACAUCUUUAAAUCUUUUAAGAGAGGUUAUGGAAAAAAAAAGAGACAAU